UCACAGAGAGACACGACGCGGAAGAGACGUGGCACAUAAACACAGCGAGAGGAAGGAACCCAGCUAGCUGCCAGUGAACUCUACCGAUGACAGCUUGUGGGAGCUGCCUUGCUUGGGGACCCGACCGGGGAGCGUACAUGACCGCCGCACAGCGUCCGGAACGACCAGGACUCGAGUGAAGUCUGCGUGACAGCACAGGUGGCUAUGGGUCUCUGCAAGUGCCCAAAAAGAAAGGUGACCAACUUAUUCUGCUUCGAACAUCGCGUCAAUGUUUGUGAGCAUUGCCUCGUCUCCAACCACAACAAGUGCAUCGUGCAGUCGUACCUGCAAUGGCUUCAGGACAGCGAUUACAACCCCAACUGUACUCUGUGUAAUAUUCCACUGACUGCUCAAGACACCGUCAGACUGGUCUGCUACGAUGUGUUCCACUGGUCCUGUCUUAAUAACUUGGCAUCUCGGUUGCCGCUCCACACGGCUCCAGCGGGAUACCAGUGUCCCACCUGCCAGGGUCCAGUGUUUCCCCCCUCUAACCUGGCCAGCCCCAUUGCCGAUAUGCUGAAAGAACAACUGUCAUCUGUCAACUGGGCUAGAGCUGGUCUGGGUCUGCCGCUGAUUGAAGAGCCCAUUGGUGCCGUUGAGGAGACCACAGCUAAUGAUGUCACCGAUUACACUGACUGGUCAACAUUUGAUGCACAAGAACAAAGUAACAUAUACCCCAGCCACUCCUACAACACCAGCCUCGGUCCACCACCAAACAGAGUCUUACCCCCUCCAGCACAGGAAGACCUCGGAGGUCCUCAUAAAAACGGGGAUCCAAAUUUGCAGGAUCAUGAUGUGGUCAACUUCACUACUGCCACCCCCUGUGACACAAUAACAAUACACAAAGCUUCAUCCCCAAGAAAGCUCUACGACACACGGGAAACUGGUCACAGCUCUGUCACGCAGAUCGACUUUGAUGACGACAAAUACCGGCGACGACCAACAUUAAGUUGGUUUGCUCAAAUUCUCAAGAACCGCACAGGUGGAAAGCGGACAUCUCUGUCCUGGAAGCAGCGGGUCUUCAUGCUUCUCCUGGUCGGAGUUCUUGGAUUUUUUACGUUGAUAAUCAUCAUGGCUAAACUCGGACGUGCCUCGGCUGGCUCAGACCCAAAUUUAGAUCCUCUCCUCAACCCCCAUAUUCGUGUGGGGAAAAACUGAUGACAGGCAUUGAUUCCUUCUUUUACUUCUGUGUUACCUUGGGACUUUCCAAUACACGGUGAGCCCAAUAGAGAGAGCUGUUCACCCAACUUGAACGGUAAAGAGAUGUUGCACCUCUUUAGAGUGGAUCUCUGGCUCCAUUCAUUUACACCAGGCAUUAGAAACAUGCCACGUGCCCACCAGACCAUGAAAAUAUCUCACAACAUUCAGGAGGUUUAUGUGAUCCUAGCAAAGCAACCUGAAAAUGUAAAUGUUGACCAGAGACCUGUAGCAUAUACAGUAGUCAGUAGGUCCAGUAAUUGUUGCUUUGAAUAGCUAUUGACAAAGAGUAUUUAUAUUUCGAAUUCCAGCUAACAUUUGUCACUGACCUUUUUUAAGUUGAAUUUUUUAAGUUCAGUAGAAACUAAAUGAACACUGUUGAUGUUGAAAGAACAUCCUUUGCUGGUUGAAAUGUCAGAAUGUAUAUAUUCAGCUACGAAACGUUGAGUAACGUUUACACGGUUAUAAACUGAUUCCACAUGCUGAUAUGAAUUGAUUGGCCUUGUGCAUUUCUCCUUUAGAGAAAAGGUGGUCCUCAGAAAGGGAAUCAAACCCCCCCCCACGCGAUUAACAUAACUAUUUAUGGGUGUCUGCAUUAUUGCUGAGAUUCUGAGAGUGCAUUGCUUUUAGAUUUGCCAUACAUUCUGUAUGUACAUUUCCUUGAUGUUUUUUUUUGACUGUCUAUUAAAUGGGAAUGCUACAGCGCAUAAGUAUUUCAAUUAUUCACAGAGUCUAUGGGUUGUGACCAUCAUAUAAUGUGGUGUUUAGGCAAAAUCAAGAGUGAAGGAUUGUCAGGAUGGGAAUGUAAUGUGCUUAUUCAAUGAGAAUUAAUAAGUUAUAAAACAUAAAAAAAUAUCCAAUCUGUUAUUCAUUUCCUCAUUUCUUUUUUUUUUAAAGCAGCUGCUGGUUGUACGUAGCAUAUGGAGGCUUUCACAGUAAAAUGUUACACUCCUUUUCAAAGGAAAAAAAAAAGGUUUUAUUUAUGAAUAAUGUUUAAAAAUAACAAAGAACUAGGGGGAUUAAUGGCCAUCAACCACUCAUUUACUCUAACAGGAUUUCACAAUGGCAAAUCUUUGACUUCCAUAAUAAACAUUUACUUUCAAAGAUAA
Scophthalmus maximus (turbot) is the source of this 2345-nucleotide messenger RNA. RefSeq names its product zinc finger protein-like 1 (gene zfpl1). Bases 205 to 1197 code for a protein of 330 amino acids. The record is from RefSeq and is a predicted model, not a curated record. The transcript has 8 exons. Gene Ontology annotation, cellular component: Golgi apparatus. Lineage: Eukaryota; Metazoa; Chordata; Actinopteri; Pleuronectiformes; Scophthalmidae.